GUCAGUAGCUUCGUUUCGGGAGUCGCCGUCGUUACGCAGCUCGACAAGAUGACGAAAAUGUCAUUGUGUAUCCGCGCUUUCACUGUUUUCUUGGCUGUCAACGUGGUCGUUGGUGCACCAAGUAACAAUUACGAGGAGGACCUGAAGGAAUUGACAGAAAAAGAGGAAACAGACUUUCUCACCUUUCUAUUGAAGCGAUAUGGAAAUAAUAUUGAUAACAAGAAAAGAACAAUUCCCACCCUCCGUGACGGUACCUGCCCAUCUGGCUAUAUAUUCUGUUCUGAGCUCCAUUGUGUGGGACCAUUAACAGCGCAAUGUGAUGGACGGAAUGACUGUGGUAACUGCGCUGACGAGAUUGGCUGCUCUGCUCAGAUAUUGGCACAAAGUGGAUGUCAAGGUGCGCAACCAGUACAGAGCGGAAAUACUGGUGGAACCGGAAGCGGAAACACUGGUGGAACCGGAAGCGGAAACACUGGUGGAACGACAAGUGGAAGUACGGAUGGUACUAAUGGAGACAGCAGAAUUGGACAGGGACAGAAUAAUGGUAAUAGUAAUGGUAACGAUGGCUCAGACGACGAGCUUUGUGAUUCAGCUCCUGGUUACUGCUGCGAUAAAACAGGCAAUGUCAAAUCAAACAGUGGUCUUGAUGAGCUUCGACAGCAGAUAUUGAAUUCCCAUGACUACUUCCGGUGCUUACAUGGCAGUCCCUCAAUGACGAUGAAGUCAGAUCUUAACCAAUUUGCACAAGAAUGGGCUGAGAAUCUGAAAUCUGCGGGGUCGUCUUUCCACAGCGACAGAGGGGAGAACCCGCCCGAUCGUGGUGAAAAUAUCCUGACCGUUGGCGAUGCCUGGAAGUUCCCCAAAACCGAAGAUUUCUAUGGAAGAUAUCCAGUCGAAUCUUGGUACUCUGAAAUUGCCUCUUAUGAUUUCAACUUUCCACAGACAAAUCCGAGUAAUGGUCAUUUUGCCCAGGUUGUCUGGAAAGAAAGCGUGGAACUUGGCUGCGGCGUGGCCAUCGAACCAAAGCAGUACUACGACAAGUUCUAUGUCGUGUGUCAAUACAGAUCACCUGGCAUGCUAAGUAACCUGGAAGAAAACGUAGGAAACUUGGUCUACUGAGAUGAUAUACCAGUAUAUAAGAUAUCUAGAAAAUGACGCCAUCUAGUGGCCACGAUAAGCAUAUACUCCGAGGAGAUUUAGAAAUACGACUGCAGAGUACAAUCAAACGCCACCAACGUUCGAGAACUUUGAAGAACUGUAUCACGGCAUGCGCAUAAUUUACUACUACUUUAUUGUUCAGUGGUGGCUCCCUGUAGUAGUGUGAAUUCUGUGUCUUGUCAUUAUCAAUGAAACCUAUUCAGACGUUGGUGGCGUUUUCUCUAGCGAUCCAUGUGAAGCAAAUAUUUCUGUGACGGAGAACGAAAGACGGCGGCUCCCAAUAACACAUUUCCGUCACACAAACAUUUAUUGCAUUAUAUGAUAUGAAGUUUUAUGAAAUAAAUCAACCAUAAAUCA
Messenger RNA from Saccoglossus kowalevskii, 1515 nucleotides. RefSeq lists its product as uncharacterized. NCBI's taxonomy places the organism in Eukaryota, Metazoa, Hemichordata, Enteropneusta, Harrimaniidae. Gene Ontology annotation, molecular function: protein binding. The record is from RefSeq and is a predicted model, not a curated record.